This is a messenger RNA of Vavraia culicis subsp. floridensis, 3962 nucleotides long. RefSeq lists its product as uncharacterized. The record is from RefSeq and is a predicted model, not a curated record. Gene Ontology annotation, molecular function: DNA-directed RNA polymerase activity; DNA binding; ribonucleoside binding. Bases 105 to 3689 code for a protein of 1194 amino acids. Gene Ontology annotation, biological process: DNA-templated transcription. Gene Ontology annotation, cellular component: RNA polymerase II, core complex. NCBI's taxonomy places the organism in Eukaryota, Fungi, Microsporidia, Pleistophoridae. The transcript has a single exon.
UGAUUCAACGUAGAUAUUCUCUAAAUUCACACGCAUAUUGCUCUGCAUGCCACUUCCUUUGAUUUAUCAGAGCAGCUUAACAACAAAAUACUUUUUGCUACCCCAUGUCAGAGAUAACAGAGGAAGACUGCUGGACAGCAAUCUCAUCACACUUUGAUCAAUACGGUCUGGUCCGUCAGCAACUGGACAGUUUUGACGAGUUUAUAGAAACGACCAUGCAGGAAAUCAUCGACGAGAACAAUACGCUGAUUGUGCAGAGCAUACCAUCGGCCGGCAAAGAAAGUGUGCAGAAGAUAAUACUCAAAUUUGGGCAGAUCUACAUUUCUAAGCCGCCUGUUAUAACAGAACAGGACGGUAAGACCAACACGCUCUUCCCCUGUGAAGCAAGGCUACGAGAUUUGACGUAUGCCUGUCCGUUGUACGUUGAUGUCACCAAAAGCGUUGCGGAGAACGAGGAGAGUGACGAUCAUUUUUAUCGGCAGGUGCCUAUCGGUCUUGUCCCUGUUAUGCUUCGGUCGUCGUGCUGCAUACUACACGGUUUGUCGGACAAGAACCUGACUGAACUCGGUGAGUGCCCGUAUGAUCAGGGCGGUUAUUUCAUAAUUAACGGAUCAGAGAAGGUGCUGAUUGCGCAAGAGAGAAUGGCAACAAAUGUUGUGCAUGUAUUUGAGAAGAGCGUAUCCACAUACACGCAUUACGCUGAGAUACGGUCAGCGCCGCAGAAGGGAUCUAAAACACCAUCCGCGCUGAUUGUAAAGCUGGUGAAGAAGACAGAGACUGAAUUUUUGCUGCGGGCAACACUACCAGGUGUCCGGCAAGACAUUCCUGUUAUUGUGAUCUAUCGUGCGCUUGGUUUUGUAUCGGAUAAGGAAAUAAUGGAGCACUUGAUCUACGAUCCGAACGACAAGGAGAUGCUGCAGGUAAUACGGCCAUCGAUCGAGGAGGCCUUUGUGAUACAGGAUCAAAACGUGGCGCUCGAUUACAUCGGCAAAAGGAGUGCGCCGGCUGGCAGUCCGCGGGAGAAACGAAUACAAUUUGCCAAGGACAUCCUGACCAGGGAAUUUCUUCCGCACAUCGGAGACAAGCAGUUCUGUGAGACAAGGAAGGCAUUUUUCUUCGGAUACAUGAUUCAACGCUUACUCAACUGCGCGAUGAAAAGAGUCACGCCCGAUGACCGCGACCACUAUGGAAAGAAACGAAUGGACCUGGCCGGUCCACUCCUCGCACAGCUCUUCAAAGUGUUGUUCAGGAAGCUCUGCCAGGAGACGAUCAAGCAUAUGCAGAAGUGCAUAGAAAACAAGCGAGAUUUUAACAUUGCGCUGGGUCUAAAGACGAGCAUAAUCACACAAGGCUUCCGAUACUCGCUCGCAACAGGCAACUGGGGUGAGCAAGCACGGGCGAUGCAAACCAAGGCGGGAGUUGCACAGGUGCUCAACCGCUACAAUUUCAUAAGCACGCUGAGCCAUCUUCGGCGUGUUAACUCGCCGAUGGGCCGCGAGGGAAAGCUGGCAAAGCCCAGGCAGUUGCACAACACACAUUGGGGCAUGGUAUGUCCCGCAGAGACUCCAGAAGGACAGGCAUGUGGUCUUGUGAAAAACCUUUCGCUACUUGCAUACAUCUCUGUGAACCAUCCGAUCGAGGGUGUUGUAGAACUGCUCGAGGAAUUUGGGCUGAAGAGUCUCGAGGAGGUGGCGGCAUCAGAGGUGAACAAGGCAACUAAGGUGUUUGUAAAUGGCACGUGGCUAGGUAUCACGACCGAGCGCGAGUUUUUGUACACCGUGCUAAAACGUAUGAAGCGUCAGGCCCGUAUUCACAAAGACGUGAGCAUCGUGCAGUCGCUGCGCGAUAAGGAAAUACGCAUUCUGUGCGAUGCAGGUAGGCCGUGCAGGCCAUGCUUCGUCGUGGAAAACAAUCGUAUUCUAUUUACAGCUGAGCAUGCGAAUAUGCUGAGGGAAGGUAAGAUGAUCUGGGAGGACCUGGUGAACAACGGCAUAGUUGAGUACUUGGACGUGGAAGAGGAGGACCAAGCGAUGAUAUGCAUGUCGCCCGACGAGCUGUACAAACAACAGAUGGUCACGGAUCGUGUUAAUGCAGAGUUGCGCGGAGAAAGGGGUGAAAGCGUGGAAAGAUCCAAGGGACAUGCUUCCAGAAACAUGGGCAAACACAUAGCGCCUGCGACUCCUGGAGACGAUCUGCAUGACCUGAUAACGAACUACACGCACUGCGAGAUACAUCCGUCUAUGAUACUUGGCAUAUGUGCCUCGAUGAUACCGUUUCCUGAUCACAACCAGAGCCCGAGAAACACGUACCAAAGUGCAAUGAGCAAACAGGCGAUGGGUGUAUACGCAACCAAUUUCUUACUCCGGAUGGACAGUCUGUCUAACAUCUUGUUCUACCCGCAGAAACCGCUCGUGACUACGCGUGCGAUGGAGUACCUGCGUUUCCGUGAACUGCCUGCCGGUCAAAACGCGAUCGUAGCAAUUGCAUGUUACACGGGCUACAACCAAGAGGACAGCGUAAUAAUGAAUCAGAGUGCGAUAGACCGCGGUCUGUUUAGAUCGUUCUUGUACAGGACGUACACGGAUCAGGAAACGAUGAAUGGUCCAGGCUGUGUAGAAGUGUUUGCCAAGCCACGUCGAGGCGAGGUAUUACGCAUGAAGAACCUGAACUAUGACAAGUUGGACGAAGAUGGCAUCGUUAAUCCCGGUGCGAGGGUAACCGGGGAGGAUGUUCUGAUAGGUAAAAUUUUGCCGGUCAUUGAGCGUACAGGUGCGGAUGGCGGAGCGCUGAUCGACAACAAGGACGGGAAGAUCAACACGGAGAGCAACGCGACGAAUGUAUCAUGGAAAGAUGCAAGUACUGCUAUGAGGCCUACAGAGGAGGGCGUAGUGGAUAGCGUAAUUGUAACGAACAGGGAGGGCUACAAGUUCACGAAGGUGAAGAUACGCAGUUGCAGAGUGCCCGAGAUGGGCGAUAAAUUUGCAAGUCGCCAUGGACAGAAAGGAACCAUUGGGAUCACGCUGCGUGCCGAGGACAUGCCGUUCACCAGCGAGGGAAUAAUUCCUGAUAUAAUCAUAAACCCGCACUGCAUCCCGAGCCGAAUGACGAUCGGUCACUUGAUUGAGUGUUUGCUUGGGAAAGUGAGCGCGCUCGCAGGUGAGGAGGGCGAUGGAACACCAUUCUCCGAUGUGACGGUUGAGGCAAUCAGCGAGCAGCUCAAGGACUUUGGUUACGAGCAUCGUGGUCUCGAAACGAUGUACAAUGGGAUGACGGGUCGCAAGCUGGACGCUCAGAUCUUCAUAGGUCCGACCUACUACCAGCGACUCAAGCACAUGGUGCAGGACAAGGUGCAUGCACGUGCGCACGGGCCCCUGCAGGUACUUACCAGACAACCUGCUGAGGGUCGAUCGCGCGACGGUGGCCUGCGAUUCGGCGAGAUGGAGCGUGAUUGCAUAAUAUCGCAUGGCACCAGUCUGUUCCUCAGGGAGAGGCUGUUCGAGGUGAGCGACUUCUUUUCGCUUAUCGUGUGCGAGCAAUGCGGACUGUUCUGUCUGGAGGACGGUUGCAAGGGCUGCGGUAAUAAGACAAAGCUUGCCAUCGUGGAAAUGCCCUACGCGUUCAAGCUGUUGCUGCAGGAAUUGAUGGGCAUGAAUAUCGCACCAAGGCUGCGCUUGUGUGAUGAUAUUUAAAUUUGUGUGUGAUAAUCAUAUUUAUGCGAUUUUUUGUGUUCUUCCAUUUAUAGGUGUGUUUAUGCAAACAUAAGGUUUGAGCAUUCCUUUUUGUGUGCAAACUCUAAUUAAGCUCCCCAUUUGCUGCUAGCGGUACCUGAGUAUGCAAUACAAUGGCGAAAGACCAAACAGACAUGUUGUGGCUGAAGUGUUCUCCAACACAACAACUGUUUCAUGCACCUUUUGUGCGUUCUUAUGGGAUGAUUAGCAUUUUGCACGUCUCAUCAAAAUAAU